CAGGCGCUCUGCAGGCCCGGGCCCAGGAACGUGCUUCCCCGGACACCUUCCCUGCUCCUGACAUGACUUCCGGCGGCUUGCUGAAUUCCACAGCCAGCUGCCACAAGCGGAUUCCAGGACAGCCCUGAGAAGCAGCGGUGCAGUGGCAGCCGACACGUGGGUGCAUCAUGAACUGGGGGGUCUUCGAGGCGCUCCUGAAUGGGGUCAACAAGUACUCCACUGCCUUUGGGCGCAUCUGGCUGUCUUUGGUUUUCAUCUUCCGCGUGCUGGUGUACUUGGUGACAGCUGAGCGUGUGUGGAGUGACGACCACAAGGAUUUUGACUGUAACACCCGCCAGCCCGGCUGCUCCAAUGUCUGCUUUGACCAGUUCUUCCCCGUGUCCCACGUGCGCCUCUGGGCCCUGCAGCUCAUCCUGGUCACGUGCCCCUCGCUGCUCGUGGUCAUGCACGUGGCCUACCGCAAAGCUCAGGAGAAGAAGCAUCGAGAGAUGGCUGGGGAGGGUGGUGGGCGCCUCUACCCAGACCCUGGCAAGAAGCGGGGCGGGCUCUGGUGGACGUACGUCUGCAGCCUAGUCUUUAAGGCCGGCAUAGAUGUCACCUUCCUCUAUGUGUUCCACUCCUUCUACCCCAAGUACACCCUCCCUCCUGUGGUCAAGUGCCACUUGGCUCCCUGUCCCAACACAGUGGACUGCUUCAUCUCCAAGCCCUCGGAAAAGAACAUCUUCACUCUGUUCAUGGUGGUCACAGCCGCCGUCUGCAUCCUGCUCAACCUCGUGGAGCUAUCCUACCUAGUGAGCAAGCGGUGUCGGGAGUGCCUGGCAGCAAGGAGAGCCCAGGCCACAACCACAGGGCAUUACCCAAACUCUGUCACUGCUUCCUGCAAACAGAACGACCUCCUCUCAGGGGACCUCAUCUCUCUGGGCUCUGACACUCACCCGCCUCUCGAGCCAGACUGCCCCCGGGACUAUGUGAAGAAAACUGUCGUGUGAGGGGCUGCCUGGCUGGACCCGUCGGGUGGGCCUGGCCUGGGAGGCUCUGGCUUCUCUCACAGGUGCAGUCCUGGGGGUGGAGGAGCUAUGGAGUGAGUUGGAGGCAGGCUAAAGGGAGGGUUUAGACGGCAUGGGGUCCGGUUCCUAUUUCUCAACUCCCAACUCCUGGCCCCAGUGUGGGACCUAA
Molecule: messenger RNA, 1176 nt
Organism: Fukomys damarensis (Damara mole-rat)
Lineage: Eukaryota; Metazoa; Chordata; Mammalia; Rodentia; Bathyergidae
Gene: Gjb5
Product: gap junction protein beta 5
Exons: 2
Coding region: 168-989 (273 amino acids)
Biological process (GO): cell communication
Cellular component (GO): connexin complex
Source: RefSeq, a predicted model, not a curated record